GUGUGUGCGUUCCAUGACACGCUGUGCCCGUGAGGAUGAUUGCGGAUAAUAAACUCGCACGCGGCGAUAUUUUAAAGUAGGGAAGACAGAGGCGAUCUCGGCCAGCCAGCAUCGACAAGCAAGGGACGAAGCGGUGAAGUGUAAAAGGACCGGGGCAAGCAAACCGAGAUAUGUGGCAACAGUGGGGUGCUGCCGCGCAGCCCGCGGCCGCCGCUGCCGCCGCCGCGGCGGUAAUGCCGACCGCGGCCGGACAGUCUUUUGUGCCGGCGGGACUCGGAGUGCUCGGCACGGUGGGGUGGCCCGCGGCAGCGCCGGCGUCCCAGCCGGCCGUCUCGUACGCCUGGCCCCAGUGGACUGCUGCUACGACGACCAGCGUCGCCGCCGCGGUGCCCACCGCGACGCCCGCAGCCGAUGCCGGCGCAGCGGCGCCGGCCGCCGCUACCACAGCCGCCGCGGCAGCAACGCAGGAGGCCGCGGCAGCGACGCCCGAGGAUGCAGAGCGCAUGCAGCAGCUCAAGACCCAGGCUCACGCAUGGCAACAGGCACAGCAGCAGGCCUGGCUGGCCUGGUCCCAGCAGUGGGCCGGCUGGACGUCGGCCUACGAGGCAGCAGCAGUUGGCUCCCAACAGGCAGCCGCGGCGCCCAAGGCAAAUCAGGCUGCACCAGCUGCGCCAGCAGUGGCACCAGCAGUAGCGCCAGCAGUAGCGCCAGCAGUAGCACCAGCAGUAGCACCAGCAGCAGUGCCUGUCGCCGGUGCCCCUUCCGUGGAUGCAGAGGAUGCAGAGUUUGAGCGGCAGUUCAAGGAGUGGGAGAAGAGUUUUGAGAACUGGCUGACCCAAAACCGAGACCACCCUGACAAGGAGGCAUUUGCGCGAUACGAAACCCAGUGGAAGCAGUGGCGUCAGCAGCUGCUGGAUCGCCGCCAGGAGAUGCGCCAGAUGAAGUCCACAGGUGCAGCAACGGGUCAGCCAGCUGGUCAGGCACCUCCAGCAACCAGUGCUCCUGCGGCAGGCGGUGCUGCAGCUGCCCCAUUGCAGCAGCAACAGCAGCAACAACAACAACAGCAGCAGCAACAGCAACAGCAGCAAAUGUUGGCCCAUCAGCAGGCCCUUGCUCAGCAACAAGUGUUAGCUCAGCAACAACAGCAUCAGCAAGCCCUCAUGCAACAGCAGGCACUGGUGCCCCAAGCUGCAGCAGCAAUGAUGCCUCAUCAGGCAGCUAUGGUGCCCCAAGCUGCAGCCAUGAUGCCACAAGGCAUGGCUCCACAAGGCAUGAUGCCACAGGCAAUGGUUCCCCAGGGCAUGAUGCCGCAGGGCAUGGGACACCAGGGCAUGGCGCCACAUGGAAUGGCCCCACAGGGUAUGACUCCCCAGGGAAUGCCACACCAGGGCAUGACCCCACAAGGCAUGCCACCACAGGGAAUGAUGGCACAGGGAAUGGGACCACAGGGCAUGAUGUCCCAAGGAAUGAUGGGUGCGGGCAUGAUGCCACAGGGCAUGGCUCCUCAGGGUAUGCCAGGCAUGAUGCAACACCAGGGUCCCCCUCCGUCCCAGCAAGAGCAAGGCCCUCCCUCAGGCAUGGGACCACUGCAUCGAGGCAUGGGUCCUAGGGGGGGCAUGGGCAUGGGCCCGCGAGGAGGAAUGGGCCCACGAGGGGGCAUGCCCCUGCAGGGACCACCACACGGGGGCAUGGGUCCCCAGGGUGGUAUGGGGCCACAAGGUGGCAUGGGGCCGCAAGGUGGUAUGGGGCCACGAGGAGGCAUGGCUCCCCAGGGUGGUAUGGGGCCGCAAGGAGGCAUGGGUCCACGGGGAGGCAUGAGCCCCAGAGGUGGCCCGAGGGGUGGGCCACGAGGACGUGGUGGGCCACGAGGACCAUCUGACUUUGGACCCUACCGCCCCCCUCUGUCCCCACAGCAGCAGCAACAGCACUUCCCUGGAGGGCAGCCUGAAGGGGCUGAUGGUGAUGGUGAUGGUGGUGGCUUUGGGGGAGGCAGGCCCUUCAGAGGACGAGAUGGGCCACGUGGAAGGCCUCCACGGGGUGGACCUCCAGGACGUGGGGGGCGUGGUCGCCCAUUUGGUGGUAGUGGGGGCCCUCCCGAAGAACCCUUUGGAGGUGAGCCAGACUUUGGCCCUGAAGGUGACGAGUACGAAGGUGGCCAUGAGCAAUUUGAAACACCCCAUCACCAUGACUUCGGGCCUCCUCCCCCGGGCAAGUUUGGAGGCCCUCCAGACAAGCCAGAGUUCGGUGGGAUGCGGCACCCAUCACCGUAUGUGUGGCAGAACCCCAACCAACGAGGUGGGGGCAGGGGGCUACCCAGAGGCCGUGGUGGGUUCUUUCCUGGCCAGCGUCCCCCUCCUCCCAAUCAAUGGGGUGGUGGCCCUCCUGAUGACCGAAGACCUGGUCCUCCUGAUGACUGGAGGCCUGGCCCUCCAGAUGACCGGAGGCCUGGGCCUCUUGAUGACCGCAGGCCUGGACCUCCCGACGACCGCAGGCCUGGACCUCCCGACGACCGCAGGCCUGGACCUCCCGACGACCGCAGGCCUGGACCACCCGACGACCGCAGGCCUGGACCACCCGACGACCGCAGGCCUGGACCUCCAGACGACCGCAGGCCUGGACCUCCCGACGAUCGCAGGCCUGGACUGCCCGAUGACCGCAGGCCCGGACUGCCCGACGACCGGAGGCCGGGCCCUCCCGACGACAGGAGACCGGGCCUUUUUGACGACUGUAGGCCUGGACCUCAUGACAACCGUAGGCCUGGUCCUCCUGAUAACCGCAGGCCUGGCCCUCCUGAUGACAGGAACUCCGAAUGGAGUGGUGGCCCUCCUCCGGAGAAGCGAUGGAGGGGUCCACGAGAAGAUGAAGACGAUGUCAUAGCUGGUGGACGCCCCAACGGGGAGCCGCCACAUGAUUUUGAGCCCCAGCAGGGCCCUCCACGUCAGCAACCGCCGUUUGACUCUGAACGCAAGGACCUCAAGCGGGACAUGCCUGAAGGAGAGCUGCCCCCGCAUGGCAAGGGUGAUCCAGAGGCUGAGCCCGAACGACCACCCCGUCCAGAGUCUGGGAUGAACGAGGGUGACAUGCGCGGGCGACGUGGCCCAGGGGGACCCCUGCCGGUCAGGAGCCCCCCACGACCAGGGCAGGAUGUAUUCGCUGAGGAUCAGUGGGAUGGCUUUGAAGACAGCGAGCCAUGGCCUCCAGGACCUCACCGAGGAGGUGGCCCUCCACCACCCUGGAUGGGCGGACCACCAAGAGGGGGACCUAUGCAACGCCGUCCACCGAGGGGGUUCCCUCCAAUGCGGGGUGAGCCUCGUGGAGGGAUGAGAGGACGCCCCAUGCCUCCACCGGGCGGUUGGGACAUGCCUGAGUGGGGACCUCCGCCCCCUUGGGGGGGACCCAUGCGUGGAGGGCCACGGCCACCCCCGCCGGAGUGGAGACCUCGCCCUCACCCACCACACAUGUACCCGGACGAGCCACCGUUUGACUGGGAUCGGCGGCUGCCGCCGCCCCCCUGGGCAGAGGAGCCGCCAGAGGCACCGUGGGAGCCCGAAGUGAUUGACUACGGUCAUCGGCCAGCCGACCUGCCUGGAGGAGCGAGGUUCGAGUCAUUUGACUAUGGCCAUGGGAAGAGCGCAGAGGAGAAAAGGCAACUACCCAAAGUGAUGGACUAUGGUCAUGGAGCAGCAUUCCGCGAGCGCUUGCCAAUCAUUGACGACCUGGCACUUCCACCGGCAUUCAGGGAUUGUGGCAGUCGUCAUAGUACCCCAGAACCACCAGCACCGCCACCUGCGCCUCCAGAACCGCAAGUCAUUUCUGUUGAGGACCUGCUGGGGCUGCCUGGCCGCGAGUCACGUCCGCCACUUCUUUGCGUGGUCGUGCGUGGCCCGCCAGGCUCGGGCAAGUCAUAUCUGACACGGCUCCUGAAGGAGCGUGAGAUGGGUGCUGCCGGAAGUGUAGCGCCACGGGUACUUGCCCUCGAUGACUACUUUAUGCAGGAAGUGGAGGUGUCCGAGCUUGAUCCCGACACAGGCAAGCGUGUGAAACGAAAGGAAUUCCGGUACGAGUAUGAGGCAGACAUGGAGGACGUGUAUUUUAGCAGCCUGCUGAAGUCGUUCCGCAAGACAGUGGAUGGCCGACUAUUCUCAUUUGUGCUUGUUGAUGCGGUGCUGGCACGGGUACAGCAGCUGGAGCAGUUUUCAGGCUAUGCACGCCAGAAUGGGUUCCAAGUGUACGUCUGCGAGCCAGACUGCCUAGAUCCCGAGGAGUGCCACAGGCGCAACGUGCAUGGCCGCUCCCUUGAGGACAUCCGACGGAUUGUCGACUCCUGGGAGCCAGCACCCAGGCAAUACCCCCGACUUGACUGCAGUGUACUACUCAAUGAGAUGGAAGACAUGGAUGGAGAGCUGCCCCCAGCCGACACUGAAGACAGUGUGGGUGGUGGUGAUGGCGAUGGUGGUGGCAAUGAUGCUGCACCUGAAGACGAGGAGGAGGAGGACGAGCCCGUCCACAAGCCGAGCCGGUGGGAGCUGAUGACAGACACUACAAGCAGCGGAGAGCGACUCUUAAAGCUGGAUGGCCUGAGUAGCCAGAAGCUUAAACACACCUCCAUGGAUGACUAUCUACAGUUGCCCGAUGACUAUGAGGAACGACAUAGUGAGCCGGGCAAAAAACGAGUGCGGUGGGCUGACAUAGAGGAGAGUAAACAACAGAAGCGUAUGCGGGACAUUGGCUUUGUUGUGGGCCAGACAGACUGGUCCAAAUUCACAGACCCUACCCAUGCUGAGAAAGCACUCACACGGACCAAGUACAUCUGAAUCACCCGCCUUCCUCUUCACUCAUCCGAAAGAAAAAAGAAAAAGCACAUGGUCACUUGUGUUGUGCGUGCCCGUUUCAUUCUCGACAAAGGUUUCAUCUUUGUGCAUGCUCGUGCCCAGCAUGGAAGACACUUGGAGCAAUCUCCCUCAGGUGGAAAACACCAGUGAAGCAGCUGUUGACGGGACAAUCGUUGCAGUGCUUGCUCUUCCAUACUGUUACAGCAAAGUUAUUAAAUGAUGCCCUUCAGAA
Messenger RNA from Dermacentor andersoni, 5064 nucleotides. RefSeq lists its product as uncharacterized. Gene Ontology annotation, biological process: regulation of telomere maintenance. NCBI's taxonomy places the organism in Eukaryota, Metazoa, Arthropoda, Arachnida, Ixodida, Ixodidae. Gene Ontology annotation, cellular component: nucleus. The record is from RefSeq and is a predicted model, not a curated record.